AUGUCAGAGGAUAUUAAGACAAGAGCAUUAAACUAUUUGAAUUGUCCACUUGGAGAUAUGCAUGAAGGAGAGCAAUUGAAUUUUGUUUGUAUUGAUUCGACUUGCAAAGAAAUGGGUCUCAUAUGUCCAGUUUGUAGAUCAUAAAAACAUGCGAAACAUAAAGUGAUUCCAUUAAAGAUAUUCCUUGCAGACAUUUCUGUUAACGUGAAUGGAAAACAGAAUUAAAAUUCUAUUGACUCCUUAUUGACUCAGCUUGAUUAAACGCGUGCCAGAUUGUUAUCAACUCUCAAGGAGACUGUGCAGAAAAUGGUUUUAUAAAUAAAAAUACUGGAAGAUUAAAUUAAUUUGAGUCACAAGAAUACUAGACAACGAUUGUUGGAAUAAAAUUAAACAUAAAUGAAUUUCCCAUAGAUAUUUUAGUAAAUUCUCAAUAGUCAAUACAAAAAUGUUGAUCAACUCAAAUAGGAUGUGAGAAAGAUUAUAGAUAACGUUAGUUAAUUGUAGGCUGGAAAAAUUGAGAUUGACUUCAAACCAUAGAAAUUAUAUGAUUAAUAUUAAAAAGCUUCUUAAGAAUCAAUCAGUCAAUUUAAUUAAUUGCUUACGUAAUUCAAAUAAUCGCUUUACAAAAUAUUUAAACCUAUUGAAAAAUACACUGUACCAUUACAAGCAUCAAAUUCCACCAAUUUUACAUUCAGCACUGUUCUUAAAUCUCCAACCAUAAAUAUUACAGAGUAAAAGAUUGCUCAUCAAACUGCAAAUCAGAAUAGCGAAAACAGGUUCAUUCUAAUUGAACCUCAAAUAGUAGAAUCAUGUAAAAUUGCCAUUAAGAUUUCAAAUCUAAGCAACUUCAUUGGAAUAGGAAUUGCGUAUAAAAAUGUACUUUUGGGGAAGAAUAUGAAAUUUGAUCAUCAAAAUUUGGGACACGGCUCUUACAUGAUUUCUUCAAAUGCACACACUUGGUCUCAUUCUAAGAAAGAAGAGAAUAUGGUCUAGAAAGCCUUCAAUUUUACAACUGGUGAUAUUAUUAUUGUAGAAAUCAUGUUGGAGAAUAAGACACUCAAAUUUACAUGUAAAAAUAAACCAAAUGAAACUCAAGCUAUAAAUUUGACAUUUGAUAAUCCAGACAAUGAUGAUAUUCAUUUCUGUGUCAAUAUGUGUUAUUCUGGAGAGAAAGUGGAAAUCCUAGAUGAUUUAGAAUGA
Paramecium tetraurelia is the source of this 1200-nucleotide messenger RNA. RefSeq lists its product as uncharacterized. Lineage: Eukaryota; Ciliophora; Oligohymenophorea; Peniculida; Parameciidae. The record is from RefSeq and is a predicted model, not a curated record. The transcript is spliced from 5 exons.